Symbiodinium sp. CCMP2592 is the source of this 942-nucleotide messenger RNA. Lineage: Eukaryota; Dinophyceae; Suessiales; Symbiodiniaceae. The record is from the annotation of a GenBank genome assembly.
AUGGAUGUGAGUGAGGUCAGUACUCGCAGCGUGGAGGAUUUGGCGGAGUGCGCUCUUUCGGCUGCCGAGGAGGAGGCCUCUUUCGAGCCGGAAAAGUUCAGGACCUGGCCAUUGAAGUCGCCCGCCCGAGAUUGUCUCCUGGCUCUCGAAGAGGCCGAGGUCAAGGAGGUGGUCGUCAAGGCCUCGGAGGAAGCUGCGGCACCUAGUGAGGAAGCAGCAGAGGAGAGCGAUUUGGACGACGGCGCUGCGAGCCUUCCGGACGAUGAGCAAGGCGGCGAUGAAGAGCCAGAGGAGGAAGAAGGUGGCGACGAGGGCAUGGAAGAUGUGUUGGACGAGGAGGAGCCUCAACCGCAGGGCGAAGCUGCGACGUCCCCCAGCAAGGGAGGCGUGAAACGAGCCACCACGCGGAAGUUUCGCAUCCUCUCGGGGAGAUGUUCGAUCCUCUCCAAGCCAGGUGCGGCGCAGCUCCGCAUCCCAGGGCAGCGUUCACUUCAGAAGGGCGAGACCUUCUUGGCGGACGGCGUCUUCUGGGUGCCGGCCGAACAGCGAGCCUACCUGCGGAUGACCCGUGGCCUGGGCUGGAUCUGCGAGAGGUCCAAGACGGACCUUUGGAGACUCGCAGUGGCCCGGCUCACGAAACGCAAGGCCCCGGUGAGUAAGAAGAUGGCGAAGGCCGUUGCCUUCCGAGGAGGUGACACUGGUGGCGUGAUUCGACUCAAGAGGGAGGAUCUUGUCAAAAACAGUCGUGGCAAAAUCGUCAGCCGACGUGCCUCAGAAGCGUCGAAGAAAAAAUCAAACGAAGGCUUUCGCGCGUGGACGGCUGCCGUGAAAAGGGCUCGGGAGGAGCUUGGGGUGUCAGGCUUCGCCGUUGUGAAGAAGGGAACGCCUCUCUACGACAAAGCGCAGGAAAUCUACAAAACUUCGAACGAACCAAAGCAGUGA